AUGGCGAUCUGCAUUCACCCGUGGGCUGGCGAGACGGCGAUCCUCCCUCGUCUCCUCGACGACGUCUUCAGCGAGAUCGACGACGUUUUCAACGAGCUCGCCCAGAUUGAGCCACCAAUCCACUCUGUUGCGCGAAGGAAGGGAAGGAAAGCUCUUGCAGGAUCUUUAGGAAAGGUUACCGACGACGGUUCAAAGCUGGCGAUUUCACUGGACGUGUCGAAAUUCAAGCCAGAUGAACUGAAGGUGAACAUCGAUGGCCGAACUCUAACGAUUGAAGGCAAGCAAGAAAUCACUGAAGGUCAUUCCUUCGCCGAUGGACUCUUCCAGAAGAUGUUGACGUCGAGCAGAUCCGAUCCACCCUAUCUGAGAACGGUCAGCUGGCCAUCGAGGUGCCCAAGCCGGAACCAACCGUCACCGCCAGAACCAUCCCAAUCCAAAAGGCUGUCGAUCAGCAGUAAACAGGGGCUAAUUAUUGGGUCGUCGAUACUGUUCGAGUUGUUUGCUGUUGUUUUUCGCACGACACAUGUACAUUACGAUCUCGCUGGUACCGUAAUUCUGUGUAUUUGCAUGUAU
Messenger RNA from Ostertagia ostertagi, 573 nucleotides. The record is from the annotation of a GenBank genome assembly. NCBI's taxonomy places the organism in Eukaryota, Metazoa, Nematoda, Chromadorea, Rhabditida, Trichostrongylidae.